GAAAGAGUGUCGUUCUGUCGACACGCAGAGGCUGCAUCGGCUAUUCGUCUCUCCGUCAGAGUGUACCGCGCAGACAAGGAACCUAAGCCUACAUCGACGCGCACCAAGAAACACGAGGGAGAGGAAAGAGGGAUCACCACGAUGUGACAGUGACGAACGUGCGACGCUUCCAUGACCCGUCUCCGCUUCUUACCCUUCUCUUACCUGCCUUUUCUUACCCGUGAACGGAAAAUCGGUCAGAAAGCUGUGUACCCCGUUCUCGAAGUUCGUCAAUGAGCUUCGUCCGGAUUCUUCAAAGCGUCCGACCGGCCUCUCGUUGGCAAUUUUGGUCUUGACAAGUUCGAGGAAGGCACAACCUGUGACCUUGUAUCGCGAAACACGAAGACGAACCGUGACAGAGGAAAGUGAAACGCAGUGGACGCAGUGACAUAAUGGUGUGUCGUAGGGCGGAUCGUUAGGUCGACGUUCGAAACGAUGCAACGACGUUGGUAGUUACGAAACGACCGAACGAACGUAUCCGAGUUCACACGAACUGUUUCUUUCAAUUCUCCACGGCUAGGGCUAGGUUAACGUUGGUUCGUUUUCGCUUAUGGUAGAGCGGGAUAAUAUUACGCGAAUGAAAAAGAGAAGAGACGCGUGCUCGGUGGUUGAGCAACGAAUUCGAGACUUGUACGUUCCCAGGGGAACCGGUCGCCGGGCAGAGCGCGUGGAUAUGGUAACGAGGCAUUGUGCAAGGUCGGUAUGAACGGAGACUAAGGUCAGCUGGUACAGAUCGAUAUCCCGAAAUUGUCUCGGCAUAGUUGCCUCGUACGCGCGCCGCUUGUGAGAUCAGUGGUGUUUCGGGGGGCGGCGAAUAAUAGUGCGGGAGCGUGCUCGAGCGUGAAAAAAUUCGGCCGAUCGUAGAAAACGAAAGACGGGAGGAUGGAUGGCUGGAAGAGCUGGAAAAGGGCGGAGAAUUCGUUUCUCACAGCAUGGUAUCAGCGUGUCACAGAGUCUUACGUGGCGACAUGGUUCUUCGGGGUGUUUCAGACCAGCAGGAUGUCGACGAGCACCGCCACCGGAGGUGGAGGCGGCGGCGGGGGAGGAGGAAGUAGUGGUAGCGGCGGGGGAGGGGUCGGAGGUGCCCUGACAUUGAUGGGCUGCGUCAGGGAAGCGUCGCCCCCGCCGCAGAAUCAUCAAAAUCAACAUCAUCGAACGCACGGCCUCGGCGAGUACUCGGCACAGAACAGCGUCGAUCCGCUACCAAAAGAGCCAAAGAAGCGCCGCUUCCAUCCGCUUCGUGGCCUCAGGAGAAUCUUUCGGCGUAAAAGUCGGGGACCUGCGGAUGCUCGAGUGGUUGCAAGUCAUGUUGAUCGAGAUGCGGAACUCGUACGACUUCCGAGGGAAGACAUCACCGACAGACAUCCUGCGGGACGUCCCGAAGAGGCUCGCAGCAGGAGCGCCAGCGAGCUACUCACGGACUCGUGCGAUCGAGACAGCGGGCAAACCGCAUCGAGAAGGUGCAGGUUGACGACAUCCUCCAAGUCGCACCGCUCCUUCAAACACGUGUUCCUCAGGAGGACGGCCAUGGAGGAUUCGUUUGUGAAACUGCGAGGAGGAGCCGUAAAAUUGUCCGUUUCGCACGACAGCGUUUUCCCCGGAGAAGUUCCUCACACUCGACCUCUCUCGUCGCUGGCCAGCCUAGCUACCCUCGAGCGGAGGCAAACGAGAAAGAGCAACGAGAUCGAGCACAAGGAGUACAAUCAACACGUCGUGCAGAGGCACAGGAUAUCUCUUCGGGUGCUCGAGCAAAUAAAGACGGUCAUAGAGAACCGGAACCAGCUAGCCUCGGCGACCUCCUCGGAAACCACUAGCACCAUACACGCUGUCGGUGAACGUUAUCAGCAGGAAACCGCCGAGAAUCGUUUCAUCGGCUUCGAGAAGCAGAAUAAGAACGGAGAAGAAAAUCAAGCGAAGGACAAGAUCGAGGACAAGGAGUUCGGAUCGAUAAGAUCGGCGUGCAAAAUCGAGGAUCGGCCAAGACCAAAGCCAGAAAGCAGACGUACGAUCCUUCAGGCGAUGAAAGAGCAAUCCGUUCGAGCCGAAGAUACGAUCGAGGAUAAAGCGGAGGAUGAGUCGACAGGAUCUGUUAGAUCUUCGUACAGGAUCGAGGAUCGACCACGCUCGAAGCCGGAAACGAGACAGAGGAUCCCGCCGAUAAUCAAAGACGCGAGUCCACGGAUCGGGGAGACGAUCGAGGGCUCAAAAUCGCCAAAGGACACGAUCGAUCAUAUUAUACCUGUGGCCAAAGAAGAUUUACCGCAACUGGAAAGCGCCAGUUUAAACCAUACAGCGGCACAUCACCGAAUUGCGGUUCGACCCAAAAACCGGAGGCCUCCGAGGCGUACUGGCUCUCAAGCUGCCAACACAUCCACGUCGACGAUCACGACCAUAGCGGAGGAUUCGUUGGACAGCUUGGACCAGCAAACGGUCAGCGUGAACAGCAAUGCGUCUUCACCGACCGAACCGAAGAACGUGUCUAUCACGAGGAAAUCUUCGAGUAGAUUGUCGCGUGCGUCGGACAUUUUCGAGCAACUGGAAGCUAAACUUCCUAGAAAGCCACCUAGCGUGGCCUCUUUGUCCCCGGACAGCCUGGACGCCGUGACUGCGUCGAGAGCGAGCGUCGAGGUGAACGACGACUUGGAGAAGCAGCCAGAAGUUCGAUCGAUCGUCAGGAAAGCGUCGAAUCGAACACCAAAGAAUACAGAAAUGUUCGAAGAGCUGGAAUCGAAGCUACCUCGAAGGAGAUCCUCCAACAGAUUGUCGAAAUCACCUGACAGUCUAGAAGUGGCUCCCACUUGGUUCUCCAAAUCUACGGAAGGCUUCGACAAAUUAAUGGAAUACGAACAAGCGAAACCCGUGACUCGAAGACUGCUAAAUCCAAUCUCGAAGUCGAUCGAUCGCGUGUCCAAGUCUUCCGACAGCCUAGAAGCGAUAGAGACGUUAGCCAGUGACGAAUCCAUCGAGCGUAGGAGGAGCAGCUUCGAGUUGCGCGCUCGCAGAUCUUCCAAGAACAUAUCAAAGUCGUCGGAGAAUUUCGAGGUUUUGGAGCAAACGCAGAUUGGAACAGAGACUGUUCAAGAAUUGCAGAAGAGGAGCAGCAUUUCGGAUAUCAAUCUGUCUCGGGGAAGAAGGUUAUCGAAGAGUACGUCCAAGUCGUCGGAUGAUUUCGAGAGGAUCGAGAUAAGCGAGCCGAAGGACGAGGGGGAAAAUAUCGGAGAUAGUUUCGGGAAAUGCUGCAGGAGAUCCUCGAAACGUAUGUCGUCCGAAAGCUCUGACAAUUUGGAGUCGGAUGACAAAUUGGAAAACAGGAGAAUCAGGAGAACACCAAAAAGAAUACCGAGCACCAGUUACGUGGACAUCGUCCCAACGGACGAUGGAGAGGAAGAGAAAAUGCCGAUCUUGUUUAGGAAACCAGUCAGGCUUCAGAAAUCGUCUGAAAGCUCGGAACUUGGCAGCACGGAUACGUUGGAUUCUGAGAGGAGGAACAAGUCGUCCGAGAGUACCGAAACAUUGGACAGUUUGGAGAGAGAUUUAGAUCAGGAUAGGAAACACGAAGAUCUCGCGGACGCUGUUGCGGACAAACGCGACAAAAAUGAUCCUUGGACCAAUAAACCUCUAAUGACGUCGCAUUCGGAACAAAUUUCAAUGGCGGACGGCACGGAGGACUCCAAAUCCUUGAUCUCACCGGAUAAAUUCUACUGGCGCCAAUCAUCGGAAUCGAAGGAGAACAUCGACAUUCAUCAAUUAUUAGCCAUCACGAUAGUUACCAGAAUGGCCGACAACGGCAAUAACCAACGAAGCUCUGUGAUUUAUCCUAAGAAGAAGCAACAGAUCACCACGUCACAGCCUACCUCGCCAGUCGCUAAACAAGAAGAUAACAAGAUGAUCUUCGACAAUCUCCUCGUUAGUAAAAACGACGAAGAUUUGCAAAAUAUGUUAAACGGCAAUAUAUCCGAAGUAUCCACGGACACGAAGAGUUUCAAGGAGAAACUAAUCAUGUUCGAGAAACUCGGCAAAUGAACACUACACACAUCUACACACGUAAUUAAUUAACAGGCACGCGUUUGAUUGAUUUUCGCCUGUUUAAUGGAAAAAAAGGAUACACAAGAAGAGAAAUUGGUCGAGACUAUGCAAAACUUUUUUUCCUAUGUAAACUUUUUUAUAUCUGCAUUUCAUUUGUAGACUGAAUAAGCUGAAGGAAAUGAAAUAUAGGAACGAAGACGUUCGACUGGUUAAGACUAUAAGAUGGACAAUAAUGUAAAUUAUUUACUUCAAAUUUUUAUAAUGUUUUUCAUGAGGCAUAUCUUCGUUUCUCACUCGCAAACACCAAAAAAAAAAAAAAAAGAAAAAAAAAGAAACAAAGGAAAGUGGAAAGGUAAUCAAUAUGUAAAAAAAUUUUAAGUUGGUCUGUGGCGAGAAAGUUGUAAGGUCAACGUGUUUAAACAUAAUUACUGACCGUAAUUACUUGUAAAUCGCGUGUUAUUUAACUUGUUCCGUUGCAAUCGUAUUUUCUUCCUCCUUUUCUUUUUUCUACAUGUAACAAAAAUCACAUACACGAUAAGAUUACCGGUCAUAGCCGAAUGCAGUAUUAGGUGGUGCGCGAUAACGCGAAUCAAUAUACUCGCGUGUCGUGCUUACAAAUUCUUCUCGUGUUAGGAGCUUAGUGUUUCUUGUUGUACAGUAGCUUAGAGUCGCUAAUAAAUGUCGUGUUUCGUUCCACUGUGUAAAUACAAAAAGGAAAAACCCCAUUGCAAAAUUAGACACGAAAUAAAAGAAAUACGAAUAAAGAGAAUAUAUAAAAGAUAAUAUAGAAAAUAUAAUAGUCAAGAUGAUUUAAGGAGUGUUUAGUUCAAUGGCCAAAACGAGCCAUUAAGCGAACACAGGGUAUGUUGUUAAACGAAAACGUAGUUCAAUUAUAUUUAGAGAUGUUGUGGUAAAAUCUUUGGGAAAUGCUGCCUUUCCAUAUCAAUCUAGUAGUUUCUACGUGUCGGCGUCAAACCACGCGAAAUUGACAGAGAUUAUAUUCUGUAUUAUUAGAUAUUCGAUCUACUCUUUCCAGAUUUUGAAGAAGCGAUAAUGCUUUCAGUUGUUUUCUUUUUGUUAUGAGUAAUGCGAUAAACGAAAUGUAUCUUUUGAUUUUAAAUCGAAGAUUAUAUACGUUUGAGAAUUAUAAAUUCCACGUUGAGAUCAAAAUAAACCGUGUACGUUCAAAGGGAAACAGUGGAUCAUCGUGGGGUGAAGAAAAGACGUUAGAGCGUAUCGUCUUCAUCACGUAAUACCGCGUGACAAGACAAGAUACUUCUUUCCAGUCUUUUAAGUGCCUUAACGAAGUACCAAGGAAUCGACUGGUUGCGGACAUUGUUGGAUAAAUCGCGCAGAAACGUUUAUCACUUUCCUCCCUAUUGACCACCUCCCCUUUUAGUUUUUUAGUUAACUGUAAAAGUCUCAAACUCCAAAAGAUACGCGUAGAUUGUUAAGUUAAUGAGACAUAAAUAGAGAAUUGAAUUAACCAUCACUAUAACGUAUAAGAACUGGCAUAAUUGAAAGAAGAAUAUAAAUAAAUAAAUAUAUAUAUAAAUAAAUACGCGUAUAUACAAAUAUAAAUAUAUGUAUAUAUACAUAUAUAUAUAUAUAUAUUUAUAUAUUUAUAUUUGUAUACAUAUUAUAGUAUAUAUAAAUACAUAUAAAUAUAUACAGGCAUAUAAUACAGAAAGAGCAAAACUCGCCCAUUUUAAUGUAAAUAAAGCUGCCAUCGUAAUUACA
Bombus pascuorum is the source of this 5805-nucleotide messenger RNA. RefSeq lists its product as uncharacterized. The record is from RefSeq and is a predicted model, not a curated record. Lineage: Eukaryota; Metazoa; Arthropoda; Insecta; Hymenoptera; Apidae. The coding region runs from base 922 to 4062 and encodes 1046 amino acids. The transcript is spliced from 13 exons.